CCAUCACUAGUUUCUAGGCGGAAAGGUAGUACUGUGAUAGGGGUUUCAUGUGAUCUGUCACAUGACAGCAGAUCUGCUGAGGGACGGAAUGGGACUACGAUCCUGCCUCCUAGGGCUCCUAGCCCUCAUCGUCGCAGGCACAGGCAGUUACACCCCGGAGCCUGACCAACAGCGGACGCUGCCCCCAGGCUGGGCUUCCCUGGGCCGUGUGGACCCUGAGGAAGAGCUGAGUCUCACCUUUGCCCUAAGACAGCAGAACCUGGAAAGACUGUCUGAGCUGGUGCAAGCUGUGUCGGACCCUGACUCUCCUCGAUACGGGAAAUACCUGACUCUAGAGGAUGUAGCUGAACUGGUCCGGCCAUCACCACUGACCCUCCGCACGGUCCAAAAAUGGCUCUUGGCGGCUGGAGUACGAAACUGCCACUCAGUGACCACACAGGACUUUCUGACCUGCUGGAUGAGUGUCCGACAGGCAGAGCUGCUGCUCUCUGGGUCUGAGUUUCAUCGCUAUGUGGGGGGACCUGCAAAGACCUAUGUUGUAAGGUCCCCACAUCCCUACCGGCUCCCGAAGGCUUUGGCCCCCCAUGUGGACUUUGUGGGAGGACUGCACCGCUUUCCCCCCACAUCAUCUCUGAGGCAGCGCCCUGAGCCACAGGUGGCAGGGGCCAUUGGCUUGCACCUGGGGGUGACCCCGUCCGUGAUCCGUAAGCGAUACAACUUGACAGCACAAGAUGUGGGCUCUGGCACAACCAACAACAGCCAAGCCUGUGCCCAGUUCCUGGAGCAGUACUUCCAUGACUCAGACCUGGCUCAAUUCAUGCGUCUCUUUGGUGGAAACUUUGCACACCAGGCAUCAGUAGCCCGUGUGGUCGGACAACAGGGCCGGGGCCGGGCCGGGAUUGAGGCCAGUCUAGAUGUGGAGUACCUGAUGAGUGCUGGUGCCAACAUCUCCACCUGGGUCUACAGUAACCCUGGCCGGCAUGAAACACAGGAACCCUUCCUGCAGUGGCUCGUGCUGCUCAGUAAUGAGUCAGCCCUGCCACCUGUGCACACCGUGAGCUAUGGAGAUGACGAGGACUCCCUCAGCAGUGCCUACAUGCAGAGGGUCAACACCGAGUUCAUGAAAGCUGCCACUCGAGGUCUUACCCUGCUCUUCGCCUCAGGUGACAGUGGGGCUGGGUGUUGGUCUGCCUCUGGAAGACACCAAUUCCGUCCCAGCUUCCCAGCCUCCAGUCCUUAUGUCACCACGGUGGGAGGCACAUCCUUCCAGAAUCCUUUCCAAGUCACAAAUGAGAUUGUUGACUAUAUCAGCGGUGGCGGCUUCAGCAAUGUGUUCCCACGGCCUUCAUAUCAGGAGGAAGCUGUAGCCCAGUUCCUGAGCUCCAGCCCCCACUUGCCACCAUCCAGUUACUUCAAUGCCAGUGGACGUGCCUACCCAGAUGUGGCUGCAUUGUCUGAUGGCUAUUGGGUGGUCAGCAACCAUGUUCCUAUUCCAUGGGUGUCUGGCACCUCGGCCUCUACUCCAGUAUUUGGAGGGAUCCUAUCCCUGAUAAAUGAACACAGACUCCUCAGUGGCCACCCUCCUCUUGGCUUUCUCAACCCAAGGCUCUACCAGCAGCACGGGGCUGGACUCUUCGAUGUAAACCAUGGCUGCCAUGAGUCCUGUCUGGAUGAAGAGGUGCAGGGUCAGGGUUUCUGCUCUGGCCCUGGCUGGGAUCCUGUGACAGGUUGGGGAACACCCAACUUCCCAGCUCUGCUGAAGACAUUAAUCAACCCUUGACCCUUUCCUGCUAGGAGAGUGGACCUAUCCCUGGCCCCACAGCUGGUAGCUUGUUUCCUCAUUCUGCACUGUUGGAAUCCCUGCUGAAUCCUCACCUGCUGCAGACCAGCUAACCCUGAAGUACUAUGUGACUUGACUCCCAACCCUACCCUUUUCCAUCAUACUCAGGUCUCCCUACUCCCACUCAGGUUCCUCUGCAUAUGCUAUAACCAGCACUGUUUGGGAGCAUCCCCCUCCCCCAGCCCCAUUUCUUCUUUUUCUUUGCAACCAGGCUUUUCCGAAGGGUCAUCUACACUGUUGCACCUCAAUUCAUUGCAAUAGCACUUCUGCUUUCACUUUUUACUCUUUCCUCCCCUAACUCAGAAACAAUGACCUCCCUGCUGCUUUAUCAAGUGCACACUUCCCAAUCUUUGCUUUAUGGCCCUCUGUCAUAGUUGCCCACUCCUUCUCCUUCCUUAGCUUCUAGGGCUUAAGUACUUUUCUGGCCAUUCCAUCUUCCUCUGCUUCCUCACUGAAAGUUGGUGUACUUCAUUACUGCAACCUUAGUCUUUUGCUCUUCUCACUCUACUCAUUGUCCCCUAGAGCAAAUCAUUGUCAUCCACAGCCAUCACCAUCUCACUAAAUCAGACUUUCUAUCCAACAGCAAUUGAUACAUCAAAUGCAAGAUGUGCAGUUUCCAGCACUUCAUCUCUCUUCCUUCUUCCCAAUCCCAAACUAUUCUCUCGUUUCUUCUUGGUAAAUGACAUUAAGCUUCUCCCAAUCAAUUCAAAGAGCUAAGUCAUUCUAGACCAUUUCCUUCACCUCUCCCCUUCAAUUAACAAGUCCUACUGAUUUUACCUCUUAAAAAUAUCUUUAUCAAUCUACAAGCCCUGUCAAUUAUAUUCGCCAUGUAUAUCUAGAACUCAUCUACUUUCUCUCCAUCUCCACUGCUACUACAUUAGCUUAAAGCCAUAUUCUCUUUCCUCUGAAUUGUAGGAGGCUCUUGGAAAAAAAUGACCUUUCUUUCUGCCAUUCCCUAAACCAUCUUCCAGAGUAAAAUGAAAAUUUCAUCAAGCCAUUUACUUAAGACCCUUCAAAGAUUAUUGGAUAAAGUUCAGGCUUUUUAUCAUGACUCACAAACCUGAUCCCUUCCUUGCUAUUUGUUCCUGGGUAACAAAUUGUUUAUCCUCCCUGCUCUCCCUCCAAACAUAUUCUUUCACUUGUGUUCAAGAUAUACCGUGCCCUUACCACUACCCCUGACUCCCCUUCGCUGGGUUGAUUUCCAGGAUUCUUUCCAGACUCAGCUCAAAAGCCACCUUGUCUUCUGAACCUUUUGGCCCCCUGAAGCAAGUUGAUUUUGGUAUGGCACAAAAAUCCUAGAUUUUUGAAGCCAAAUCUGUUUGAUUCUUCUUCCUAAUACAAACUAGUGGAGAGACUUGGGCAACUAAGCUCAUCUCCCCGAGCCUAUUCCUCACUUGUUAAGUGAAGAUAGCUAUACCUGCCUCUCAUAAUAAUCAGUGAACAAUUAACUGGAAUAAAGGUGAUAGAGUGUCUGAUACACAGAAGUAGGCUGCAGAUGUUAAUUCCCCUUUUUUCCCCGCACUGCACACUCCGUGUCUACCUCUAGUAUUGUAACUCCCACGUAGCAUUGAAAUUGCCAGCUGACCUGUUUGCCUCCUUUCCUAAAACCGUUGGUGCCUAAAGGAUUAGAAUUUUGUUUUACCUAACUUUGUAUUCCCAGGCCCCUAGCUCAGGAUUGGCAAGUAGGAAUUGAAUAAAUCUUUGCUACAUUGAAAACCUCA
Molecule: messenger RNA, 3561 nt
Organism: Phyllostomus discolor (pale spear-nosed bat)
Lineage: Eukaryota; Metazoa; Chordata; Mammalia; Chiroptera; Phyllostomidae
Gene: TPP1
Product: tripeptidyl peptidase 1
Exons: 13
Coding region: 62-1780 (572 amino acids)
Biological process (GO): proteolysis; central nervous system development
Molecular function (GO): tripeptidyl-peptidase activity; serine-type endopeptidase activity
Source: RefSeq, a predicted model, not a curated record